UCCAUUUCACUUGUAAUUAUUGGCAUAAUUAUAUGUGUACCUUUUGUUUGUUGCAGCACGAGAACGAAUCACCCGGGAGCCGUAGUGGAAAUUAGUGACAACCCUUUAGAUGCCAAUAAGUUGCUAGUGGCCUUCGAAACUGGACUAGUAGUGGUCUGGGACCUCCGAGCCAAGGCGGCAGAAUGGCGCGGCUCACUCGGAACCCCUGGUGAAGGAAUCCGCGCGGCGUCUUGGCAACACGAUGGGAAGCUGAUGACUGCUCAUGUGGAUGGGGCGUUAGCGGUGUGGAGCACGCGACAGCCUAGGCCCACAUCACUGUCCUAUCCUCAUGCGAAAGCGAACAAAGAUGGAAAACUAGAACCUUGUAAACCUAUACACAGACUGGAAUGGAAAACGUCAAAAACAGGGGAAAGUUUAGUAAUAUUCUCCGGCGGAUUACCAACAGACAAGGCAGGCCGCACGCACAGCAUCACAGUCCUAAACGGAAAGAGCACAACGGUCUUAGAAAUGGAGCACAGUGUGGUCGAUUUCGUCACGCUCUGUGAAAGUCCUCAUACGGCUGAUUACCAAGAGCCGUACGCGAUCGUGGUGCUACUCCAGAACGACCUGGUAGUAAUAGACCUGCAGACGCCAGGAUACCCCUGCUUCGAGAACCCUUAUCCCAUGGACAUACACGAAUCCCCCGUCACGUGCUGUUCGUACUUCGCUGACUGCCCUUCAGACUUGAUCCCCGCGUUCUACUCGGUGGGUCGGCAAGGCAACAAGAAGGCGACGGGGUUCAGCGAGAAAGAGUGGCCAAUCAACGGGGGCGAGUGGGCGCCGGCGUCCUGCUCUUACAGCGAGAUUAUACUUACAGGGCAUCAAGACGGUAGCAUAAAAUUUUGGGAUGCAAGUGCAGGAACUUUACAAAUUUUGUACAAAUUAAAGUGUUCUAAAGUGUUCGAGCGGCGCGGCUCGGUGUCGGGCGGGUACGGCGGCGGCAGCGACGACUCGCCGCUCGCCAUCCAGCAGGCGGCGCUGUGCGCGGAGUCGCGGCGUCUGUGCGCGGCGCUGCCGCACGGACACGUCGUGCUCUUCAAGUUCCGCAAACAGGACACGCACGCCGAGACACACGUAUUAGAAAUCCCAAUGAUAACGGAUUCAUUAGAAGAGGAAACGUCACCAGAGCCUGACGGCAGCCGCUCGGCGUCUUUCAGUCGUGGCGGAGACAGUAUAGAAGGAGAAAGUAGGAGAAGUGGCGUGUGGGCGGGCGGCGGCGGCGGGCUGGGCGCGCUGCGCGUGCGCGGCGCCGCGGGCACGGGCGGCGCGCGCCGCCCCGCGGGUCACGCCGGCUUCCAGGCCGCGCUCGUGGCGCUGCAGCAGGGCGCGCCCAGCCCCAUCACCGCUCUCACCAUCAACUCCUCCUACGGCCUGAUGGCGUGGGGCGGCGAGCGCGGCGUGGUGGUGGUGGACGUGUCGCGGCGCGUGGUGGUGGCGGCGCUCGCCGCGCACGCGCUGUACGGCCCGCUCGACCCCUGGGGCCGCCACGCGCACGCGCACCCGGCCGAGCGCGCGCGCGAGCCCAGCCUGGACCAGCUCUCGGACGCGCACGCGCAGGCGCAGGCGCAGGCGCAGCAGGCGCAGACGCAGCAGGCGCAGACGCAGCAGGCGCGCUCGCCGCCGGCCGCCGCCACCGCGCCGGCCGCGCCCAGCCCCGCCGAGCCCGACGACGACGAGCGCCCCCGCCGCAAGUCCACGCCCUGGAAGACCUUCAACCUCAAGCGCCAGAUCUCCAAGGUCGACCUCAAGCUGAAGGCGGCCUUCGCGGUGCCCUCCGAGCCGAACUUGGAAGAGAAGACGGAGGAGCCGGCGGCCGCCGCGCAGGCGAGCGACGCGCCCGUGGAGAGGGCCGAGAUCGCGAUAGAGUCGCUGGAGGAGUCGUCCGCGAGCGAGUCGCCGCGCUCGGACGAGGAGGGCGGCGGCGACAUGUUCGAGCGCAUGCACCGCGAGCUGCAGGAGCGAGCGCAGCCGGACGUGUACGACCGCAUGCACUCGGAGCUGCAGGAGCGCUGGCAGGAGCGGCCGGACUCGCUGGCGCUGGAGCCGCCGGUGCGGCCGCCGCGAGCGCGCGAGCGGGACCAGCGGCUGCUGUCGGUGCCCAACAUCAAGUACGGCAAGAAGACGGAGGUGAAGGACCUGCGCCGGGCGGGCGCGGCCAGCGCGAGCGCGGCGCCCCCGACGGGCAUCGGGAACCUGAUGCGGCGCUUCAGGGAGUGUGUAGCGCGGCUGUGCCGCGCGGGACAGCAGCAGCAGCGGGCGCCUGCGGGAGACAAGCUGGACAGCUCGUUCUCGCGCUCGCGCUCCAGCAGCAUGUCCAGCCUGGAGAACAUCUCGCAGGAGGGCAUACAGUGUCUCGCGUUCGCUGACAGCUAUACGAAGAAGUCAGACCCGACGACGCUACUCCCGACCCUGUGGAUUGGCACGACGCUAGGCUCCGUGCUGACGAUGAUGAUCAGCCUGCCAGAGGCCGAUAAUAGGCAUACACAGCCCGUAGUGGUUUCCAUGAGUGGUGGUCCUAUCUUCAGGUUAAAAGGUUCAAUUCUGGCGAUGUCAUUCCUAGACUGCAAUGGUGCUUUAAUACCUUACUCAUUUGAGAGUUGGAAAGAUGACGCGAAAGAUGUAAGAGGAAGCCGCGAACGAACACCAACGAAACAGAGCUCAUCGAGCAGUGGUAGCCGUAUGAGCCCCACGCCUGGCGCGGAAGGCGGCAGCGGCGUCGGCGACCGCCAGUUCGUGGUCAUUGCCAGCGAGAAGCAGGCGCGCGUGGUGGCGUUGCCGAGCCAGAACUGCGUUUAUCGACAGCAGAUUGUGGACACUGAUUUCGUCGUUAAGGCUGAGAUUGUUAGCUUGAAAGAUAGUGUAUGUCUUGUCAAUUACCUGUCAACGGGGCACCUGGCGGCGUACAGCUUGCCCUCGCUGCGGCCGCUCGUGCACGUCGACUUCCUCCCCCUCUCCGAGCUCAGCUUCCAGACACAGUCCAAACAGAGGGGUAUCGUAGACCCAAUGCUCUCCAUAUGGGGCCAACAGCUCAUUGUAAACGAAGACACGGACCAGAUAGCGAAGACGUUCUGCUUCAGCAACCGCGGGCACGGGCUGUAUCUCGCCUCGCCCACGGAGAUUCAGAAGUUCACCAUCGACGCCGAGUUCUGCGUGAGCCUGAACGAGAUGCUCGGCGAAUUGUUCCUGCCGCGUGACAUGCCGGAGCCACCCAAGGAGAGCUUCUUCCGAGGUCUCUUCGGCGGCGGCUCGAGACCUCUAGACCGUGAAGAACUUUUCGGCGAGCAAAGCGGCAAGCCCAACCGCACCGUAGCGAAGGUCAUCCCUGGCCCUCGAGAGAACCUUGACCAGCUCGGCGCCCGCGCUUCCACGGCGUCUAGUGAAGUAGCGCGGGCGCACAUGCUCGUGGUGGAGCGAGGAGACAAGCUGAGCCAACUCGAGGACCGAACUGAGCGCAUGUCCACUGAGGCCGCACAAUUCUCGUCGUCCGCGCACCAGCUGAUGCUCAAAUACAAGGACAAGAAAUGGUACCAGCUGUGAGCUGGCCUUGCACUCGACGCGGUCGCCGGCCUCGCUCUUUGUAAUUUAGUACCGGGCCCCGCGCCCUAGAGCUUAGCUACCCACGUAGAGAUCUUAUGAAUACUUUAGACCCUAUAGCCUCUAGGCGUGUCUUGAGAUGAACGCACAAUGUUCCCGCGGGCAGCGCCGGCGCCGCCGCGUUUUUUCGUUUUCAAAACACCCGAUUUGUUUUUAUCCGUGUCUACAGCCUGGCAAAAAAGAGGGCGCCACCAUCUCUAUGUAAACCGUUUCGCAUGUGACAACUAUUGAGUUACUUUUGUAUGAGAACAGCAAGUGUUGCUAUGUGACAAAAAAAAUAGUUUCAUUUCUACUCUUUUUUGUUGCCAAACUGUAAGCAACUAUGAAAUUUAAAAAGCUUACGUAAACAUAUUAGAAAAUGUAUGUUAAACGUUAGAAGAGAAGAGUUUAUGAAGUUACUUUACGUAACAUUUGUCGUCGUAAGAACGACUAAAAAAUACUUUAGUGAAUUUUUAAAUGGCUUUUGAUUGAGACCGCCACGGACAGAAUAAUAUAAAAUAAUCUUUCUGCUACACUUAGGCUUCACAAGAUUAACCUUUUGCUAAUUUUAAAUAGUUUUCAUUAAGAAAAAUGCAGAACAAGCAACUAAUUUUAAAGUGAUUAUAUUAACUAUAUUUUGCUAACUCAGAAUCUGGUGUUUUGUAAACGAAGCCUUCGACUUCGCGCUGAAUCGUUCAAUUAUUUCUGUGCCUAAUAUUCUUACUUCUUUCGGCGGCGCCGGUGCAUUUUCCAGGCGUUCACUGAGCGUUUCAACCGCUGGUCUUUUACAAAUGUUUUUUUGAAUUCCUGAUUCCUAUCAAAUGGUAAGAAAACAGUAAUUCUGAAUUACAACUUAUCACUUUGUACUCACCAUUCUAUUCUAUUUGUGAACUCCUCUCAUACCUACUUGUAAUAUGUAGCUUGUCGUGAGAUUAAGAUUUUCAGACUAAAAAAACACUACUGUCAGGAGUUUAGCCCUUUAUCGUCCGUAUUUUAAAGGUAAGGUGGUUGAAACGUUUUAAGAACGCCCCUCCCUUCGCUUCAGACCGACGGCGCUCGCCGGUGUACAUACUCGUAGCGCCGCUCGUUCACGAUGUGAUAAUGUAAAUAAUCGAAAGCAUUACUAUUGUACUUAACUCUUUUUAUACAAUGUACCUAACGGUAGCCCGCUCUGUCUCCCGUAGAUGCACUCGUAGGACUAGCACGGCCGGCCCGCGACGUCUUAUCGCUCGAUAACACGACAGUUCAUCGCGGCCGACCGCGCCAGUCGUCUCUUAGCGUUCGUGUCUCGCUCGGUUCGCGCCGCACCGUGACACAGUUAGUUGUAAAUUUUAUAGAUACGAGUAACAAAUGAAAUAAGUAUAAUGGAUAACAAUAAUAGUCGACGAUGUUGAUCUGUAUAAAGUAUUAAGUACAUUAUAAAUAAAGAGAUACUUAUAAAGAUUGGAAAAUUAAGCAUUGGAUGACAAUAAUUUUUGUUACACUCGUCAGUUUGCGCUCGGCCGUCGGUCCGCCGGGCGAAACCGAUGUCUUACGACACUCAAUUUUACAACAAUUUUGCCGCGGCAAAGCUGUCAUUAACCAAAAUCUGAAAAUAAAUUUGACAAAGUAUCAGGUCCGUGUUGGCAUUUAAAUAUUUACUACUUUAAAUUCAUGUUUUGCUUUGUCAAAAUUUGUCGUUGAAAAUUCAGUGACGUAAGCCACGGGUGCCUUCACAUUACUUUACGCCCCCAGAUCGUUUGUUUAGCAUUUAUUAGUGAAUUAAAGUUAUAUUAUUGUUAGUGUUUAUAAAUAAUCUGACGCGUCAUCGCGACGCACAUACAAAGAAUAGCAAUACUACGUGUGGGUUACCAGCCUAAUGUAAACCAGACCAAUCGGUGUCGUGUCGGUGUUGCUAGCUAACAAAUAUAAGAUAAAUAAAGCGAUAACUACGCUACUAAAAUAACGACUAAAAGCUGUUGUGUAUAUCGCUGGCUCUUUAGGUAGACGGUGGGCAACGCGGCGCUAUUUUUAUACAAGCUAAAGAACGUACUUGAAGCCAAAACUUGUUUGUUCACACUAAUUUCAAUAGAAAUGUAAUGUGCUCUUUUGGCUUAGAUCUGAAAGCAUUAACUGUCGAAUAUUCUAUAGCGCGACAAUGAGAUAGCCGCCGUCUUUACUCACAGGAGGUGACAAAGUGAUAGCAUGUCGUUUAUCUUGUCGCGCCGCGCCCCGCCCUAGCAUAAGUACCGUGUAGUAUAUCGGUGUAUCACAUGGCAAUAAUUUGUAUCUACGCGAAGCCGCUACACUGCUCCGUUGCUUUCCGAUCAUUUAUACUUAUCCUUCUAAACUUCCUUUGGAUAUUGUAUCGUCCAAUGUCAUUUAAUCGCCUUACUUAGCUUCGAUUUUAUACUCUAUAUAGAGAUGCUAGUUCGAUUUAGUUUGUACGUAUUAGUUAGCGUCUGUAUGAUAUCUUCAGCUGUAUAAUGUUGGAUGCCAAAGGUUUGUACUAUUUUGACGCUGUGUUAUACAUAAUUGUUACACGAUUUGUAAGCGUAUUUUAAUUUAGUUUAAGAGUUCCGUUUUUGCAAAUAUGACAACUAGAGUACCUUCAUAGGCUUGCGGAGUAAGCUCCGCUCGUCAAUAUCACUAUAUCGUAGCCGUUUUUAACCAGAUUAUUUUGGAAUAGAGACCUAUAUCGGAAUCGCCGGAUUUUACUCGAAAGUGGCUAUUUUCAUAGAACUGUUUUCCCUGGUGUUUCCAGGUGUUUUAAAGCUUUUAGGUAUUCCUUUGGAACCCGUACCUGCCGCUCGCGUAUCACUGUAUCGUCGCAUAUCAGUCGAGUAAGGUCCGUUCAAAAUAGCCCUAAAGCGUAAAGUAGAUUUUUCAUUUUCACAAGUCGAGUUAAUAUUAAGGUCCUUUGAAGCAUGUUGUAAUAUCUGUUAUGUAUGAGUCAGAGUUUAUUUCAGAUGAUAGUUGAGAGUCCACUAUGUUACAAGCUUUGUCACGACAUUAAAAUUAUCAUGUCGAUAUACAUUGUCAAACAUGAUAUGAUAAAAUCAGGCAGAUCAUCAUUCGUUACUACAUUCACGUUCGUAGUAACGAAUAAUCUUCUACACAAAAUGGCGUUCGAUAAAAAUGUUCGUCCUAGUCUUAGACAACUGUGAAAGUAAUUUAAAUUGUCGUGGCAAAGUUUUUAAUGGCUUAGCCGACAACACUUCGACCAUAACAUAGAUGUUGCCAGUGUUGUCGGCACGGCCCUUGUUUAUAAAUAAAAUACAUAAACUACAGUCCGCCAUAUUGUCUAGUCUACUCCCUCGUCUCGCUCUAGCCGAGGCCGCGCUCU
Leguminivora glycinivorella is the source of this 6937-nucleotide messenger RNA. It is a transcript of the gene Tomosyn, whose product is annotated as syntaxin-binding protein 5. The transcript is spliced from 22 exons. Gene Ontology annotation, molecular function: syntaxin binding; myosin II binding; GTPase activator activity. The record is from RefSeq and is a predicted model, not a curated record. Gene Ontology annotation, biological process: regulation of exocytosis; regulation of protein secretion. Gene Ontology annotation, cellular component: SNARE complex; cytoplasm; plasma membrane. Lineage: Eukaryota; Metazoa; Arthropoda; Insecta; Lepidoptera; Tortricidae. The coding region runs from base 253 to 3576 and encodes 1107 amino acids.